AUGGCCGCUGAAACUGUUGGGCUUUUCAACGUCAAUGUUGGGUCUGAACCACAUCCGCCAUCUGCCCGAGGCCAGACCGCCAUUCGCGUUGUUGCGACAACUUGGUUGCUCUUCACACUGUCACUGUGUCUCAACAAGGGAACUGUCAAAUUGGCUCGCCUCGUGACAAGCUCUUCACCAUGUGCGCCGGGUACUUCCAUGACAUGA
Molecule: messenger RNA, 207 nt
Organism: Pyrenophora tritici-repentis Pt-1C-BFP
Lineage: Eukaryota; Fungi; Ascomycota; Dothideomycetes; Pleosporales; Pleosporaceae
Source: RefSeq, a predicted model, not a curated record